Beta vulgaris subsp. vulgaris (sugar beet) is the source of this 780-nucleotide messenger RNA. RefSeq lists its product as uncharacterized. The transcript has a single exon. NCBI's taxonomy places the organism in Eukaryota, Viridiplantae, Streptophyta, Magnoliopsida, Caryophyllales, Amaranthaceae. The coding region runs from base 1 to 780 and encodes 259 amino acids. Gene Ontology annotation, biological process: shoot system development; root development. The record is from RefSeq and is a predicted model, not a curated record.
AUGGCAGCUCACCACACUCGUUCUUGUAGUUUUCCCUCCAACUCUCACCCAAUUGUUACUCAAUUGGAUGAAAGUUUGUGCAGAUUGAGGUCAUCUCAAGCGGCCUCUACUUCAUCAGUGACCAACAAACUUAACGACCUUAAAGAUUUAUACAAGUGCGUUGAUGAGUUUCUUCAACUGCCUCUUAAUCAGAAAAACGUAUCUCAAACUCAAUGGGUUGAGGAGGUCUUGGAUGGAUCUCUAAGGCUUCUCGACAUUUGUAGCACAUCAAGGGAUGUCUUGGCACAAUCAAAAGAACGCAUCCAAGACAUUCAAUCAGUACUACGAAGGAGGUGUAGCGGUGAACUUAACAUUACCAGUGAAGUCGCCGAAUACCUAAAAACCCGAAAAACAUCCAAGAAGAUGAUGAAGAAGUGCUUGAAAGAUAUUAAGGAAGUCGACAACACUCAAGAAGCCAACGUCCUUACAGAUGUGCAAGCGAUGACAGUUGACGUGAUCAAGUCGAUGUUAUCCUACAUCGUUGGAUCACAAAAAAAUAGUUGGUCUUUCUCCAAACUUGUCGGCCAAAAAGCUGAGAAGGAAACAUCAGCAUCCACCAGUGAAUUCGAUGUAGUUGAUGCUACUUUGGAGGUGUUCUGUCACAAAAAGAAAGCAAAUGUUGAUAUGUCACAAUUGAUGAAAUUGGAGUCAGAAGUUCAGGAAAUUGAUGAAGUCUUUGAAUGCUUAUUUAGGCAUUUGGUUAAGACUAGAUCAACUCUUCUUAAUGUCCUUAGUAACUAG